Molecule: messenger RNA, 759 nt
Organism: Aspergillus novofumigatus IBT 16806
Lineage: Eukaryota; Fungi; Ascomycota; Eurotiomycetes; Eurotiales; Aspergillaceae
Exons: 1
Coding region: 61-345 (94 amino acids)
Source: RefSeq, a predicted model, not a curated record
CGCAGGCUUUCUUCUAUUGCUUUCAUUCAAGAACCCACAAAAAUCUCUCACAGACUCACCAUGAAUCUCAAGACUGUUACCAUCCUCCUCGGCCUAUGCGAGAUACUCCUCGCCGUCCCCAUUCAAGGCUCCCAGAAAGACAAACGUCAGGGUCUCGAAGGCUUUAAUUUCGGCGAUCUGGCGAGUACAGGUGCCUCUGGCACUACCACAGGCUCAAACACCAAUCCGUUUGGGUCGUUGCUCUCUGGCAUCAUUCCGUCCACGAGCGGCUCAGGCUCCUCAAGCGGCACUGGAAAUAUGAUUUUCCCAUCUGGAACUUUGACCUCUGGAUCUCAAACCGGGUAACGGCGAAACGAACCAAGGACAGUCUGGUUCUGGCGACCUUUCCCAGGCUGGAGAGGGUGGUCAAGACGCCGACGAGGAGGGCCAAGACCCCAAUGAGGGUGACAGUCCAGAAGACGAGACUGUUGCUUGAAUAUGCUUCACACCUUGAGCAUUCAUGACAGCGAAACCGAGCACGUCAUCGGAAGAGCAAGGAUCCCAUUUCUUUUGUCAAUGUAGGCAGAGGGCAGGGUUGAGUUGGGCGGGCAUUGACUUCUCGGUGCCCGGGACUUCUGUUGUUUGCUUCUUUCCUGUCAUCUUUUGGCUUAUAUGACUGUCAAGGAUAGCACUGCUAUGUCUCUGCCUAAGCUUCCCUUGCAUCAGCAUCAGCAAUGUUGAUCAUUCAAGUCAAAAUUUAAAUGAUUUGUUUUCUCGCGG